GGUUUAUAAAGCCUCCAUUCCCUGGUUGAAGGCACACUGCUUCCAGUGAGUCCUGCAGCUGCUGGCGCUUUGAUUCUUAAUCACAAGAUGAAAUUCAUCCUUUAUACUUUGUUCCUUUGUGGAUUCGUCCUUGAAAUCAAUGCAGAACGUGGUUUCCAAAGAUCAAACGCUCUUGAAUGGAUCAAUCAGAACGAAUCCAUUGUGGCAUGUGAGGAAUCAGCGGUUCAGAUAUUGUGUGCAGGACGUUGGCCUAUAUCUGUGAUCAGUGCUACAUAUGGACGCAGCGACCAGACGACGUGCUCCGAUGGGAUACCUGACGACCAGACUAAGAAUACUGAUUGUGCUACGAAUGCAGAUUUAGUGUUUCAGAGAUGCGAAAGGGAAUCGAUGUGCUUYGUCUUGGCCAGUAGCUCUUUGUUCGGAGAUCCCUGUGUUGGGACCUAUAAGUACCUGGAAGUGAAAUAUGUUUGCCAAUAUCCACUUCCACAUAAUGGACCCUGAAGCSACCAUCAGAUCUGCUGUGCUGAGGAUGAAAUGCAUCACAAUCAGUAACAUCUACAGACGUUGUGAUGCACUGACGUGCAGCUUCAUCUCUCCUCAGUGUCCAUCAGUUUUCUUAGCAUUUUAUUUGUUUUUCUUCUCCAAUCUUCAUCCUUUUUGGCCUUUAUUUCAACUUUUCCUCAAUA
This is a messenger RNA of Poecilia reticulata (guppy), 686 nucleotides long. Its product is annotated as L-rhamnose-binding lectin SML-like. Gene Ontology annotation, molecular function: carbohydrate binding. Lineage: Eukaryota; Metazoa; Chordata; Actinopteri; Cyprinodontiformes; Poeciliidae. The record is from RefSeq and is a predicted model, not a curated record.